Molecule: messenger RNA, 3216 nt
Organism: Lachancea mirantina
Lineage: Eukaryota; Fungi; Ascomycota; Saccharomycetes; Saccharomycetales; Saccharomycetaceae
Source: the annotation of a GenBank genome assembly
AUGGAAAAUGAUGCUAAAAAGGAAGAUAAAUGCUCAGAAAAUAGUCCGAAUGGCUUUAAAGAGCUGAGAAAGAUAUUCUUCCGAUUGAAUACGUUUUACACGUUUCUUAUGUCCAGGAAACAUGUUGUUACGACAUUUGAAGUUUUGAAAAAACCGAUCGAAAAGGACUUGAAACGGUGUUUGGGAAUAGAAGAUUUAGCUAAAAUUGCCUACUUAUUGCCCAGGGACGUUGAUUUCAAGUAUGUGGACAUAAAUCAGUUCCAGACGGAAUCCAAGAAAUUCGAUUUUAAUCGUGGUGGGUACGAGCAGAAAAGUUCAGAUAUUUUCCAAUUGAGACCAGAAAAUAGUGAGUUCGAUAGUAUAGAGGAGACACAGGUGUUGGUUUUUGAGUUCACCGAUGGGAAUUUGUCCAGAUCUUUGUCCAGAAAGGAUUUCAAGACGCAAGUUAAAUUGCCAGAGUUUACACCGGAGGCUAUGAAAAAGAUGAUUAGCAAGCGGAAAGAGAUAUUUGAAGCGAGUAUUCGCAGAUUUUUGUCAGAAUGUCGUCUGCGGAAUGUUGAUCCUUGGGAAAGAUUAGAACAAGAAAGUGCGGGUGUGAUUCCACAUAAGAAAGAGUACGUGGACCCGAUAGAGUCUAUGAUGAAAGCCCACGAGGGUGAAACAAGUGUAGUUGUAGACGAAUCGACGAAUGCAACGAGACCAACGAUUCCCAUACUUUUGGCAAAACUUAAACUAUGGGAAUUAUAUAAUAGUCAAAUUGUCGACGAAUUUCUAAUGGCUAAAAGAGCGCCGAAAUUUGGUGAUUUGGAUUUCCGAAUGUCGCCAGAAGUCCUCCAAGUGAUUGAACACGAUCGGUUUUAUUCCCAUCAGGCCGAAGCACUCAAUGCGAUUCACCGAGGCGAACACGUUAUAAUUACAACGUCCACUUCCUCGGGUAAAUCGCUUAUUUAUCAACUUUCAGCAAUGGACGCUCUGCUGAAAGACCCGGAAUCGACUUUCAUGUACAUUUUCCCAACCAAGGCGCUGGCGCAAGAUCAAAAAAGGUCGUUUCAAUUAUUGAUUAGCAAAAUUCCACAACUUCAACAUGUACUUGUCGACACUUACGAUGGUGAUACGGAAAAAGUUAAUCGGGCUUUUAUAAGAAAGAAUGCUCGCGUGAUUUUUACGAAUCCAGAUAUGGUACAUGCAAGCAUCCUGCCCAAUCACCCCAAUUGGCGACAUUUCCUGAUGCAUUUGAAGCUUGUGGUCGUCGACGAGCUCCACGUUUACAAAGGCCUAUUUGGAUCUCAUGUUGCUCUAGUCAUGCGACGAUUGCUCAGACUCGCAAAGAGUUUUUACAACAAUCACGAAAUGCAGUUUGUAUCCUGUUCUGCCACUGUAAAAAGACCAGUAGAGCAUAUGCGAAACAUUUUCGGUAUCCAGGAUCUUGUGCUGAUAGAAGAAGACGGAUCACCAAGAGGCGAGAAGCAUUUAGUGGUCUGGAAUCCACCUCUUUUGUCCCAACACAUGAGAAGACGGGAAAACUUCAUUCAAGAGAGUGCAAGAAUCCUAGUUGAACUGAUCCUAUCAAAUGUCAGAAGCAUUGCAUUUUGUUACGUUAGACGCGUGUGUGAGUUGUUGAUGAAAGAAGUGAGGAAUAUUCUACAAGAAAUGAAUAGAACGGACCUUCUUCACGAGGUCAUGUCCUACAGAGGUGGGUAUUCUCCGAGUGACAGAAGAAAAAUCGAGCAAGAGAUGUUUCACGGAAAUCUGAGAGCAGUUAUUUCUACGAACGCUUUGGAGCUAGGUAUUGACAUUGGUGGUCUAGACUGCGUGUUGAUGUGCGGAUUCCCUCUAUCUUUGGCCAAUUUUCACCAACAAAGUGGUAGAGCUGGUAGAAGAAAUAGAGACUCACUCACGUUAGUGGUUGCGAGCGACUCACCUGUAGAUCAACAUUAUGUGGCACAUCCAGAACUCCUAAGAGAAGGUGGGAACAGAGAUUCGUUUCAGGAACUCAUCUUGGAUUUCGAUAAUAUGCUCAUUCUAGAGGGCCACAUACAAUGUGCAGCUUUCGAAUUACCUAUAAAGAUCGAAAGAGAUGAAAAUUAUUUCAAAAAGGAGAACCUCUCAAAGAUUUGCCACGAAAGGCUUCAGCAAGAUGAGAAUGGCUUUCACACAAAUAAUAGAUUUUUGCCAUGGCCGUCUAAACUGGUUUCUUUACGUGGAGGUGAAGAGGAUCAAUACGCCGUUGUCGAUAUCACAAAUGGGAGAAAUAUUGUGAUUGAAGAGGUCGAAGCUUCACGGUCGAGUUUUACAUUGUACGACGGUGGCAUUUUCAUCCAUCAAGGAUACCCGUACUUGGUCAAAGAAUUCAAUCCAGAUGAACGUUAUGCCAAAGUACAAAGAGUUGAUGUUGAUUGGGUUACAAGCCAAAGGGAUUUCAAUGAUGUCGAUCCACGCGAGAUUGAAAUGAUAAGAUCACUUGAAAGCAGCGAUGUACCAAUAUUCUUUGGUAAAAUUCAAAGCACUAUAAUUGUGUUUGGAUUUUUCAAGAUAGACAAGCAUAAAAGGAUUAUCGACGCGGUCGAGACCCAUAAUCCGCCUAUAAUUAUUGAUUCCAAAGGUUUCUGGAUUGAUUUACCUCCCAGGGUCAUUGAACUCUGUCAGCAGAAAGAGCUAAGUAUUGCUGGUGGAAUACAUGCAGCCCAGCAUGCUGUUAUGAGUCUUCUUCCAUCUUUCAUUGUAGCAGGUGUCGACGAAAUCCAGACUGAAUGUAAGGCACCUGAAAAGGAAUUCGCUGAGAGGCAAACCGCAAGGAAACGGCCCGCUCGCUUAAUCUUUUAUGAUUCAAAAGGCGGUAAAUUUGGGUCUGGUUUAUCAACAAAGGCCUUCGAACACAUUGACGACAUCUUGGAAGGCGCUCUAGAAAGAGUAAAGAACUGCCCUUGCGAUUGGGGUUGUCCCGAAUGUAUUGCUGCCCCAAUCUGUAAAGAGAAUUGUUUGGUUUUAUCCAAACCAGCGAGUUUGAUCAUACUCCAUAGUAUCUUAGGUCACUCCGAAAGUGAUUAUUUCGAUUCAAUAGCGGAAGGCCCAGAGCCCAACAUGCCUGAGAUCAAAGUAGAGACCAUCGUUCCUGCUCAUGAGCAGGUUAAGUUUACCUCAGACGUUAAAAUUAUUGACGUUCGAAAAAAAGAUGGCCCGGUGGCAGAGCAAUUCAAGGUAAAAGAGGAAGAAUAG